ACAAGCAAAGUCUGAAAAAAAUGAACUGCUUUGCGAUCGUAUGUCUGUACAUGAGUGCUGUAGUACUCACACAAGCUGAGGGCAAGAGGGUCGUCAUGUUGCCCGGCAUUACCAAAAGUUAUUUUAUCCAACACGCCAACAUAGGUCAGGCUCUGAUAGACCUGGGUCACGAGGUGUGGAUCUUCAUGCCAGAGUACCUGAGUAACUCCAGCUUGAUCAAAUAUAAAGACAUCAAGAUCUCAACGUUUGGGGAAACGCUGGGUGAUAUGGAGAAACAAAUGUACACAAAGCUAGCGAAUAACUUGUGGGAGGGGAAGCAACCAUCUUUUCGUCAACACUUAGAUGCAGCCAAAGCCUUUAGAUACAAUAUCAACAGAAUUUUAGAUGAGAAAUCUUUAAUUGAUAACAUAAUAAAGAUCAAACCAGAUUUUCUAGUGAUUGAUGGCUUUAUGUUUAAUCGAAACUUGUUUGUUAUUCCGUACAAACUGAAUGUUCCUUUCGCUAUUGUUGGAUUUGUGCAUGACCUGACUAUGCACAGAGUGCCAUUCAGCCCUGCCGUAGAGCCACAAGUCCUAAACGGAUUGACCAAUAAAAUGAACUUUUAUGAAAGACUAACCUCAACCUUACUUACAAUUCUUGAGCUAAGCUAUGACGUAUUUUCUGAUAGUGACAUUGUGACUAGAAUAGCACCAGAAAAACUCUACACGACAAUUAGUGAAAUUAUAUUAAAAGCUGAAAUUUUUAUUACCGAACUUGAUCACAUCCUGGAUUAUCCCAGACCAAUGUUACCCAACACAAAGCUGAUUGGUGGAUCUUCUGUCAGUGAGCCAAAGCCUUUGAUUGGUGAGUUUAAACAGUUUGUUGAAAAAUCUACCAAUGGGAUUGUCGUUGUGUCUUUUGGAACUAACGACUUUUCCAUUCCUGAAGAAAUUUUAACAAAACUGUCGUCCGCUUUUCAACAACUGAAUCUGGACGUCAUCUGGAGAGUAAAAAAGGCCUCUAAUAUUUCAACUAACAUUCUAACGUCACACUGGAUUCCACAGAAUGACCUACUUGGACACCCAAAGACCAAAGUCUUUGUUUCCCAUUGUGGUAAAAAUGGACAAUACGAGGCUUUGUAUCAUGCUGUUCCUAUCCUCUGCCUCCCUAUAUUCGGUGACCAGUUUUAUAAUUCUAAAAGAAUUCAGGUCAAAGGUUACGGCUUGAAAAAAGACAUUAAAAACAUUUCCACCCAGGAGAUAAUUAGUGCUAUAAAAGAACUCGUUUAUGACAGCAAAUACAAACGAAAUAUUGAGAAAGCGUCCAAGCUAUUCAAAGAACUUUACAAAGUUCCAUCCAAAGAAGCCGCUUACUGGAUAGAUCACGUGAUGAAGUAUGGCGGAGACUAUAUGAGGUCAUCAGGACAGGAAAUGCCGUUGUAUCAAUUUCUUCUUCUUGACGUCAUAGCUUUUAUAGCUGCUGUUCUGUCUGCUAUAAUCUUUGUUUUUAUCUUCACUGCCAGGUUUUUCUGCAUAUGUUUGAGUAAUCACAUAAAACGUAAGUCGAAGAUGGAAUAA
This is a messenger RNA of Physella acuta, 1556 nucleotides long. Its product is annotated as UDP-glucuronosyltransferase 1A9-like. The record is from RefSeq and is a predicted model, not a curated record. Gene Ontology annotation, molecular function: UDP-glycosyltransferase activity. Lineage: Eukaryota; Metazoa; Mollusca; Gastropoda; Physidae.